CGGCAACGGCGACCCCACCGCCUCUGCCAGCUUCAGGCCUCCGCUCGAGGCCGAGGAGGCCGUCGUGGAGGCACUCCGCUCCAAGAAGCACAACGGCUACUCCCCAACCGUCGGUUUCCUGCAGGCGCGCCGGGGCUAAAAUUUAGCCCGGGAUCAAACACCCCCAGAGUCCGAAAGGAAGCGGAAGGGAGAAAAUUCCGGUGUUGAAAAAAAAAGAAACACAAGGAAAAAAAAGAAACACCGAGCUUGAGCAGUCACCAGUGGGACUGUGGGAGAGAUCCAAGCGAUGGAGGGGAACGGCGGCGCCAGCGCGACGACAUGGCGUAUCUCCCGGCCGCCCGGGCGGGGUGCGCCGUGGUUGGACGCCGGGAGCAUGAGCAUCCGCGUGGUGCUCGCCCGCGUCUUCUCCUCGGUAGACGCCUCGGGCCCGCGGCCCGUGCUGACGCUCGGCAGCGGUGACCCGACCGCCUGCGCCUCCUUCAGGCCUCCGCCCGAGGCUGAAGAUGCUAUAGUGGACGCGCUCCGAUCCGGGAAGCACAACGGGUACUCUCCGACCGUCGGCGUCCUCCCCGCGCGCCGUGCUAUUGCGGAGUACCUAUCUCAGGAUCUUCCUUACCAGCUUUCACCGGAUGAUAUUUACCUCACUGCUGGAUGCUGCCAAGCUAUUGAUGUCAUGAUCUCCAUCCUCGCGCAGCCUGGCUCCAACAUCUUGCUUCCCAAACCUGGGUUCCCGUUGUAUGAGUCACGAACCAUGUUCAGUAAUCUAGAGGAACGUCAUUUCAACCUUAUUCCUGACCGAGGCUGGGAGGCUGACCUAGAGUCCAUGGAGGCUCUUGCUGAUGAGAACACGGUUGCCAUGGUCAUUAUAAAUCCCAGUAACCCUUGUGGGAGUGUGUACUCACAUGAUCAUUUGGCCAAAAUUGCAGAGACUGCAAGGAAACUUGGAAUAAUAAUCAUUGCCGACGAGGUGUAUGACCAUUUGGCUUUUGGGAAUAAGCCUUUUAUACCAAUGGGUGUCUUUGCAGAUAUAGUUCCUGUGAUCACCCUGGGAUCUAUAUCUAAAAGAUGGCUUGUGCCUGGUUGGCGUCUUGGUUGGAUAGCAACGUGCGACCCGAAUGGCAUCUUAAAGGAAGCCAAGGUUGACAAAUCUAUUGAAAGCUAUAUUAAUAUUACAAAUGAUCCUGCAACAUUUAUCCAGGGUGCAGUCCCUAAAAUAAUAGCCAACACCAAGGAAGAUUACUUCAACAAAAUACUUAAUCUUUUGCGAAACUCAGCAGAUUUAUGCUAUGGUAAAAUAAAGGAGAUUAGGGGCAUUACAUGCCCUCAUAAGCCAGAGGGAUCAAUGUUUGUCAUGGUAAAGCUGGAUCUUUGUUACUUGGAUGGCAUCCUGGAUGAUUUGGACUUCUGCUGCAGGUUGGCAAAAGAGGAGUCUGUAAUAGUGUUACCAGGCAGUGCAUUAGGAAUGAAGGAUUGGAUUCGUAUCACUUUUGCUUGUGACAUACCUACUCUCGAGAAUGCCCUUGAAAGGAUCAAGUCUUUCUGCCAGAGGCAUGCUAAUAAACUGGAAGCAUAAGCAUAGUGAUGGUUGAGUUAUUACUCCGUACGUGGUAGUGCUGAAUGACUUUUAUCAAGCAACUACGCGUUGCAUCACCAGAAGGUUGUUAAUAAAUGAUUAUCUUAUGGUAAAUAAAAUGAAGAAGAUUAUUUGCUUUGCCAUACAUUUA
Molecule: messenger RNA, 1724 nt
Organism: Setaria italica (foxtail millet)
Lineage: Eukaryota; Viridiplantae; Streptophyta; Magnoliopsida; Poales; Poaceae
Product: nicotianamine aminotransferase A
Exons: 8
Coding region: 287-1573 (428 amino acids)
Biological process (GO): amino acid metabolic process; biosynthetic process
Molecular function (GO): transaminase activity; pyridoxal phosphate binding
Source: RefSeq, a predicted model, not a curated record